AUGGACAAAGGCAGAUUCGCCGUUUAUCGAACCGUUGAUGUCAACGUCGUGGACAUCGUAGAUCGACUAGGGAAAGGAAUCACAGGCAAAGAAAAGCACCAUGACAUGUGGCAUGCCAUCCCCGAAUCUUUCAUCGGCUCAACACCAACACAAUUAAUCCACCACCACCGCUCCCGCUCCAAAUCCCUCAACCAGUCACUCCUCGUUAUAGCCGAUCGCCAAGAUCUAGCAGCCGAAGGCCUCCUGGUCGUAAAUCUCGAUUUCAAAGGCUCGAUUGAUGCGCUCCGCCAGAAGAUCUUCUUUGCAGGGGAUUUCGUGCCGUCUGUCAAUAUUGGCAAUACGCCAUGGGAAGAGACCUUGUCGAACGCGACACUGCCCCUCUACCCCCGGAGAAAGUUCGCCGUGUUCGCGGACCGAGGAUUCCACCCGAGGUACCUGAUGACGGAGGCGCUCAAGCGGAUGAACGCGGGGCUCGGCAACCGGAGGGCAGAGACGGGGUCUAUUUUUGCAGAUUGGGAAAGUGCGCCAGGGGAUGAUGUUGGGGAGAUUGUGCGGUUUUGGAGAGAGAAUGCCCGGGAGAGAGACUGGGAUGCCAGGUAUUUUGUUUUGGUUAGGAAGGAUGCGUGGGAUCAGGGGAAGGCUGAUAUGAUCAGCCUUCAGGAUGGUCAGGACAAGGCCCAUGAGACCACGAUUGAAUACGAGGUGAAAGAAACCAACAUGGACAACCAAGGUGGUGCUGGACCAUAG
This is a messenger RNA of Letharia columbiana, 747 nucleotides long. RefSeq lists its product as uncharacterized. Lineage: Eukaryota; Fungi; Ascomycota; Lecanoromycetes; Lecanorales; Parmeliaceae. The record is from RefSeq and is a predicted model, not a curated record. The transcript has 3 exons. Bases 1 to 747 code for a protein of 248 amino acids.